GGCCUAUUUAUAGCACAAGCUCCACUACCCUUAGUGGUGGUCUUUCCUUCCUUUCUUCUUCCUUCCUUCCUUCCUUCCUUCUUCUUAUAUAUAGCUCUCUGCUUACUGCUAAUAAUUCACUAAAAACCUCCAUAUUGAGCUUUAAUGGAUUCCAAAGGUUAUACCCAGGAUGGCACUGUUGAUCUUCGUGGCCGUCCUGUUCUUGCUUCCAAGACCGGAAAAUGGAGAGCUUGUGCCUUUCUUGUUGGUUAUGAAGCAUUUGAAAGAAUGGCUUUCUAUGGAAUAGCUUCAAAUUUAGUGAAUUACUUGACAACCCAACUUCAUGAAGACACAGUUUCAUCAGUCAGAAAUGUGAACAAUUGGUCAGGAUCAGUUUGGAUAACACCAAUUCUUGGUGCUUAUAUAGCAGAUACUUACAUGGGUAGAUACUGGACUUUCACUGUCUCCUCUAUUUUCUAUGUCAUGGGAAUGAUACUACUGACAAUUGCAGUUUCACUAAAGUUCAUGAGACCAACAUGCAUAAAUGGAGUAUGCAACAAAGCUUCAUCUUCACAAAUUGCAUUCUUUUACUCAGCUCUCUAUAUUAUAGCAAUAGGAGCAGGAGGUACAAAGCCAAAUAUAUCAACUUUUGGUGCAGACCAAUUUGAUGAUUUUAACCCAAAUGAGAAAAAGCUCAAAGUCUCAUUCUUUAACUGGUGGAUGUUUAGCUCCUUCUUAGGAGCUUUAUUUGCCACUCUUUGCCUUGUUUAUAUUCAAGAGAACAUGGGUUGGGGUUUAGGGUAUGGUAUCCCUACAGUUGGUCUUCUUUUGUCUCUAUUUAUAUUCUAUUUAGGUACUCCACUGUACAGGCACAAAGUUAGGAAGACUAAAAGCCCUGCAAGGGAUCUAGUUCAAGUCCCUAUUGUUGCUUUUAGAAACAGAAAGCUUCAGCUCCCUAAUGAUCCCUCAAAUCUUCAUGAGUUUGAUCUGCAAUAUUAUAUUGAGAGUGGAAAACGCCAAGUCGUUCACACCCCAGUUUUCAGGUGGUUAGACAAAGCUGCAAUAAAAGAAAGCAACACAAACAUUGCAUCAAAUCAACGAUGCACAGUGACUCAAGUAGAAGCAACUAAGCUUGUCCUUGGGAUGAUACUAAUAUGGCUAGUGACCUUAAUUCCCAGCACUAUAUGGGCACAAAUCAACACUCUUUUUGUUAAACAAGGCACUACAUUGGAUCGUAGGCUUGGCCCUAACAUCCAUAUUCCAGCUGCUUCAUUAGGGAGUUUUGUAACACUCUCUAUGCUUAUCUCCGUUCCAAUGUAUGAUCGUUGCUUCGUUCCUUUUAUGCGUAAAAAAACAGGAAACCCUAGAGGAAUCACAUUGCUUCAAAGGCUUGGAAUUGGUUUUGUUAUUCAAGUUACCGCUAUUGCAAUUGCUUAUGCAGUUGAAGUUAGAAGAAUGCAUGUGAUAAAGCUAAACAAAAUUAUGGGUCCUAAAGAAAUUGUCCCAAUGAGCAUUUUUUGGUUAUUACCUCAGUAUGUUCUACUAGGUGUGGCUGAUGUGUUUAAUGCCAUUGGAUUGCUUGAAUUUUUCUACGAUCAAUCUCCUGAGGACAUGCAAAGCCUUGGAACAACCUUCUUCACUAGUGGAAUUGGAGUGGGGAAUUUCUUGAACAGCUUUUUAGUAACAAUGGUGGAUAAAAUCACAGGAAGAGGAGGACGAAAGAGUUGGAUUGGCAACAAUUUGAAUGAUUGCCACUUGGAUUAUUAUUAUGGGUUCCUAUUGGUUAUUUCUACUCUUAAUUUAGGAGCCUAUUGGUGGGCAUCAAGUAGGUUUAUUUAUAAGAAGGAAAUUAUAAAAGUGAACGAGGGUUGUGUUACAGUGGAAGAUAAGACUUUGGACACGUCUCCUCUAGGGUUACAAGUAUAAUUAAUUUACUUAAUUAAGAGAUUAAAAAAUAUAAUUGAUACUUCCUGUAAUAUAUGAGUGUUAACUAGUUUCUUGUUUUGUUGGUUUUAGUUAGUUAGGUUGGGGACAUAAUUAAUUAAGUUCCACUUGUCAUUAGGGUUUUCUAUAAAUAAAUUUUCAAGUUCCCUAAUU
Messenger RNA from Jatropha curcas, 2076 nucleotides. RefSeq names its product Major facilitator superfamily protein. Gene Ontology annotation, cellular component: membrane. The record is from RefSeq and is a predicted model, not a curated record. Gene Ontology annotation, molecular function: tripeptide transmembrane transporter activity; dipeptide transmembrane transporter activity. Gene Ontology annotation, biological process: dipeptide transport; transmembrane transport. Lineage: Eukaryota; Viridiplantae; Streptophyta; Magnoliopsida; Malpighiales; Euphorbiaceae.